This is a messenger RNA of Strongyloides ratti, 468 nucleotides long. RefSeq names its product Netrin domain and Proteinase inhibitor I35, tissue inhibitor of metalloproteinase family and Tissue inhibitor of metalloproteinases-like, OB-fold domain-containing protein. Gene Ontology annotation, cellular component: extracellular matrix. Bases 1 to 468 code for a protein of 155 amino acids. Gene Ontology annotation, molecular function: protease binding; metalloendopeptidase inhibitor activity. Lineage: Eukaryota; Metazoa; Nematoda; Chromadorea; Rhabditida; Strongyloididae. The transcript has 2 exons. The record is from RefSeq and is a predicted model, not a curated record. Gene Ontology annotation, biological process: negative regulation of endopeptidase activity; negative regulation of membrane protein ectodomain proteolysis.
AUGAAUAAAAUUAUUUUAUUGUUACUUUUUAUUUCAACUCUUUUUCAAAUAGUAUAUAACUGUUCAUGCGGAUAUCAGAAACCAGAAGGUUCAAUGUGCUACGCGGAUUUUAUUUCAUAUGUACAUGUAAAAGGAGUUACUCGUCUUAGAAAUUCUUCAGGUCAACUUUUACCACAAAGUGGGCGUGGAAUAAAGUAUUAUGUAAAUCAUUUGAAAAUUUAUAAAAAACCAAAAGGAAUGAAACUUUCACAUCACAUUUAUACAGCUUCUAAUUCUGCAUUAUGUGGAAUUUCAGACUUGAAAAAAGGUACUAAAAUUUAUCUUAUGGGAAGAAUAGAUAAAUCAGAUUCAAAAACAUUAACAAUAAGUUUAUGUUAUAGCACAAACUUUUAUUCAAUGAUAAACGGUAAAAUUUCAAAGAAAGAUAUCAAAAUUUUAGAAAAGAAAAGUUACAGACCAUGCAAAUAA